AUGGUGUACCUAACAGAACAGGAAUUCGGAACCUGGAAGGGAGAAACAGUGAAAAAAUUCACGUGGAGGACUGAGAGUGGGUUUUCGCUCACCGCUCUCUCUUUUGGCGCUAUUGUACAAAAUAUACAUGCGCCAGAUAAGGAUGGGAAUUUAAGCGAUGUUGUUCUUGGAUUUGAUGACCUUCAAAGCUAUAUAGAUCGUAAUACUGAAAACUACGGCUGUGUGAUUGGCAGAGUGGCUAACAGGAUCGCUGAGGGAUCCUUCCAACUCGAUGGAGUCCAAUACAAUCUGAGUAAAAAUCGUGGCCCGCAUCAUUUACAUGGCGGUUAUUUAGGGUUCGACAAGGUAAACUGGAAUGCCACAGUGGAUGGUACAAAAGUGAUCUUCAGCAGAGUAUCAAAAGAUGGUGAAGAGGGAUAUCCCGGAAAUAUUCUCAUCAACAUUAUAUAUGAGGUGAAAGAUGAUGAUACGUGGUCCAUCGAGUAUAAAGGAGUAACAGAUAAGAAGACCAUUGUUAAUCUGACUAACCAUUCUUAUUUUAACCUAGCCGGUCACGAGACUGGCGCUGAAGAAUUAUACAACCAUGUUAUUAAUAUUAAUGCUGAUAAGAUGCUAGAAGCUAGAUCGGAUUGGAUACCUACAGGCAAAUUAGUCAAAAUCGCGGGAACGCCAUUAGAUUUGUACACGCCCAAGCGAUUGGGUGAAUUUAUAGAAUUGUCGAAAUUAUUAUUUCACCAUAACUUCUGUGUAUCAACAAAUGGCAAUAAGGGCAUGAACUUCAUAUCCCGCGUCGUGCACCCAUCAUCAGGCCGAUUCAUGGAGGUGUACAGUGAUCAGCCUGGUAUCAACUUCUAUACAGGCAAUUUCAUGCCAUCUGGCGAUCUACCGUCUAUACCCGGCAAAGAGGGUGUCGGCUACCGUCGUCACAGUGGAUUGUGUCUCGAAACUCAGAAAUAUAUAGAUGCGAUACAUCAUCCAAGCUUCCCUUCCAUAAUCCUGAAGCCAGGCGAAGUAUAUACUCAAAGAACGGAGUACAAGUUUGGAGUAGUAAGAAAUGGAAAUGGAAAUGGAAACGGGAAUGGUAAUAGUGUGAAGGUUAUGGGUUGA
Zerene cesonia (dogface butterfly) is the source of this 1107-nucleotide messenger RNA. RefSeq names its product galactose mutarotase-like. The coding region runs from base 1 to 1107 and encodes 368 amino acids. Gene Ontology annotation, molecular function: aldose 1-epimerase activity; carbohydrate binding. Gene Ontology annotation, biological process: beta-D-galactose catabolic process via UDP-galactose, Leloir pathway; glucose metabolic process. The record is from RefSeq and is a predicted model, not a curated record. Lineage: Eukaryota; Metazoa; Arthropoda; Insecta; Lepidoptera; Pieridae. The transcript has 5 exons.